Fopius arisanus is the source of this 1261-nucleotide messenger RNA. RefSeq names its product methionyl-tRNA formyltransferase, mitochondrial. Gene Ontology annotation, biological process: biosynthetic process; conversion of methionyl-tRNA to N-formyl-methionyl-tRNA. Gene Ontology annotation, molecular function: methionyl-tRNA formyltransferase activity. Bases 128 to 1234 code for a protein of 368 amino acids. The record is from RefSeq and is a predicted model, not a curated record. NCBI's taxonomy places the organism in Eukaryota, Metazoa, Arthropoda, Insecta, Hymenoptera, Braconidae. Gene Ontology annotation, cellular component: mitochondrion. The transcript is spliced from 6 exons.
AUUACCUCUGAAAAAAUUCACAGAACCGUGAGGAUAAGAAAAAUAAAUAAAUAAAUAAAUAAAACAAUAGGAGAAGGUUAUGUUCUUCAACAACAAUUAAAUUAUAAAAUUCCAAAACGGAAAAAAUAUGGUUCGGGCUCAACUGGUGAUAACCCCCUGGAAAUACCUGUCGUUUUCUCCGAAGCCCUUGAAGACCAAUUUUUUUCAUUCCACUUCCUCUCAACAAUCAGAGACUUCAAAAUGUGGAUGGAAAGUCCUGUUCUUUGGAACCGAUGAAUUCGCCCUGGAGAGCCUUAAACGACUGCACCAAGAAUACAGGUCAAAGAGGCAUGUCAAUCACCUGGAGGCUGUGACAGCUUACGAGGGAGAUGAAAAUGCCGUGACUAAAUAUGCACAAGACCACGGAAUCAAAAUUCACCACUGGCCUAUGGAGGCUUGUCUGGACUUUGAUAUUGGACUGGUGGUCUCCUUCGGGCGCUUGAUACCCUCCAGAAUCAUUAAAUCAUUUCCACUAGGAAUGAUAAAUGUUCACGCGAGUUUAUUACCGAGAUGGAGGGGAGCAGCGCCGAUAAUUCAUGCCCUUAUGAAUGGGGAUAGAACGACUGGAGUGACAAUCAUGAAGAUUGCACCGAAAAAAUUCGACGUAGGAGAAAUAAUCAAUCAAAAAGAAAUUCAAAUAGACGAUCACGAGACCCAAAUACAGCUGCACAAAAGACUAGCGAGUAUGGGUGGAGAUUUACUGAUGGAAACGUUAGGAAAAUUGCCAGAUAUAAUUAAUUCGGGGAUAGCCCAGUCGCCCGAGAAUGUAACAUAUGCUCCAAAAAUACAGAAAAAUAUCUCUAUCGUGAAGUGGAAAGAAAUGACAGCGAGAGAUGUUUAUAAUCUCCAAAGGGCCCUCACUGGAAUAUUUCCACUGAAAACAACAUUUCAAGGGAAGUCUGUCAAGAUCUUUGGAGUGAAAUUAGUCAAAAAAAUCCCGAGAGACUGCUAUGAACGUGAAUCGAAUCCUGGAAAAAUCUACUACGACAAAAAUGAAGGCUCGCUGCUCGUGCAAUGUAAGAACGACAGUUGGGUGACGGUCGACGAAAUUGCGUUGGCUGGAAAGCCAAAAAUGUCAGCGACGGACUUCAACAAUGGAUUUUUCAAGAAUCGGUGGGACAGAGUGUUAUUUUUUGGAGUAGAACAACAACCCAACAAUGAAAACAAGAUAAACAAAAGAGUAUUGAAGUUAUGAGAUAAUAAACGAACUGAUUAAAUUUGA